Molecule: messenger RNA, 463 nt
Organism: Procambarus clarkii (red swamp crayfish)
Lineage: Eukaryota; Metazoa; Arthropoda; Malacostraca; Decapoda; Cambaridae
Source: RefSeq, a predicted model, not a curated record
GCUGGCAGGCAUGAGUGACCUUCAGCCAACCUACCAGGCUGUGUGGGUGGGCCUUAGGCUGGGCUCCGAGUCAGGUUACGAAUGGUCGGACGGAACUGCCCUGGACUAUGUCAACAGGGCGGAGGGUCAACCGGACAGUUAUUAUGGCAGAGAGAACUGCGGCUCUGCUGAUACCACCUCCAUGAAGCUCUCUGACAGUGUCUGUGAUGCUUUCCUCCCGUUUGUCUGUGAGGCAGCUCAAGGAACUAUGGUGACAACUUUGGCCCCUCCAACAAGAGGUCCUGACAUACUGUGUGAUGAUGACGCCUCCUGGCUUAUGUACGAGGACCACUGCUACAAGUUUAUCUCUGAAGCUGACGAGGACCCUCAGGACUGGUGGGGUUCUCAUAAGCUCUGUAGGAAGGAAGGAGCAGAGCUGGUCUCCAUCCAUACCUACGACGAGAAUUACUGGAUUGAGUCAAAG